Paramacrobiotus metropolitanus is the source of this 3059-nucleotide messenger RNA. RefSeq lists its product as uncharacterized. The transcript has a single exon. Lineage: Eukaryota; Metazoa; Tardigrada; Eutardigrada; Parachela; Macrobiotidae. Bases 254 to 2635 code for a protein of 793 amino acids. The record is from RefSeq and is a predicted model, not a curated record.
UUCGGCAGGCUAUCCGCAAAAGCGGCAACUGCAAUCGAAUGACAGCAGAUGCCUUUUGUCAUAAAGCGGUCACAUCGGCAAUCAACUUCACAUAUUUCCGUCGUCCAGGUCACAAUCCUUUCCACGCGACCUCUUGUUUCGACGACAGCUACGGGAUUUCGAAAGUGGAGUUCGGUCCUCUCCUAGUGGUACCCCUGCCACGAAUGCCCGCGGCGGACACCGUGCGACAGAUGAUGCAGAGCGUUUACGCCGCAUGGUGGAUUCUUACAUCAACGAAUGCUCCGUACAUAAAGCGGUAGCCCGAUUAGUUUCUGAAGAAAGUGUGCUGAAUAUUGAUGCCAAAGUGUUAUCGGUCCUCCGCCUGAAGCAUCCCGAUGCACCUACGGAUGCCAGUUUACCUGUUCCAUCAGACAAUGACAUACCUACUUUCACCCCCAUCACGGCUGCUGAAGUUAUCAGUGCCGUUUUCAGCUUCCCAAGUGGAUCAGCUGGUGGAUUAGAUGGUCUCCGUCCGCAACACCUCAAAGACUUGCUGAAUUGUAAGGAUGCUGUCGAAUCCUCGCUUUGCUCUGCACUAUGUAAGCUCAUGAAUUUCAUCGUGGCUGGCAAAUUACCAGAGGAAGUGCGUCCUAUUCUGUUCGGUGCAAACCUGAUCGCCCUGUCAAAGACAGAUGGCGGUGUUCGGCCGAUCGCUGUGGGCAAUGUGUUGCGAAGACUGGCGGCCAAGAUUAUAGCCAAACGGUGUGCGAAGAAAGCGAAUGAAUUGUUCACUCCCACUCAAGUUGGUUGCGGUACACGUGGCGGAGCUGAAGCAGCGGUACACGCUGCCAGAAGUUUUAUUUGCGAGGAGCACGACGGUCUACGAGUUCUUUUCAAAAUCGAUUAUAGAAAUGCGUUUAACACUGUCCGUCGGGAUGUUAUUUUGCAGUCUGUUCUAGAGCACUUUCCCGAAUAUUAUUCUUUCGUAUUGAGUGCGUAUGGAGCGCCGUUCGUUCUUUCAUGCAGUGGCAGCGAUGAGGAUUUGACAUCCGCCACGGGGAUCCAACAGGGCGAUCCUUUGGGACCACUGCUUUAUUGCUUAGUUUCACUUCUGUUCUGCAUUCAUUUGUCCUCGAAGCUGAAAGUGUUUUUCCUGGAUGACGGUGCUCUGGGAGGUACGAUGGAAGAAGUGGCCGACGAUUUGACCUCGAUUAUCGCCGCCAGCAGCGCCGCUGGACUCGAAUUGAACCCCGCGAAGUGUGAAAUGCUGCUUAUUGGUGGAAGUGCUGAAGAACGCGAGGUGGCCAGGAACAGGCUGCAUUCAAUUGCACCCGGUGCGAUUGUUUUGCAGCCUGAAACGGUAACGUUUCUUGGUGCACCUUUAACUGAUGAAACGAUAAGUCAUUUACUGCGACAGAAAAUUGCUUCGUUGAAAAUUUUUAUAGAACGCUUGCAAUUACUGAACUCCCAUCAUGGAUUCUACCUCCUGCGGAACUGUUUGUCCAUCCCGAAGCUCAUGUAUACGCUGCGUUGUAGCCCGUGUUGGAAAGUACCGGAGCUGCUGGAUGAUUUCGACAGACACGUUAAAGAAGCUCUGGAAGUCAUAACGAAUACCAAAUUGGACGGACGUGCAUACACACAGGCUAUGCUCCCUGUCGCCAAAGGCGGUUUGGGUGUGCGACGAGCAAAAGCAUUGGCUCCUUCAGCCUUUUUGGCUUCCAUGUUUGCAACUCGCCAGCUUACAUCCCAGAUCUUUGAAGGCAGUAGCGAGCAAUUAGUCAACGACGCGUGUGAAUUUUGGAAACUGGAGUCCGCAUGUGAAGAGUUACCUCUAGAUAUGGCCCCCGUUCAUCAAUGUGUAUGGGAUAAUGCUGUUGUGCAAAAGGACGUCGACUCGUUGUGGCAUAACAUUGGUGACAAUAAACGGGAGGAAGCACGCUUGAGAGCAAUCAGCACUAAGUACGCUGGGGCCUGGCUGAGCGCUCUUCCCGCGAAAGUAUUCGGCAAUUUCUUGGACGACCAAACCUUCCGUAUUUCUGUUGGUCUGUGGCUAGGCGCUAAGAUCGUAGAAUGUCAUUCAUGUGCUAGAUGUGGAAAAGACGUAGCCGAAAAUGGAUACCAUGGGCUUGCCUGUAAAAAGUGCAUCGGAAGAAGGGAACGUCAUAACGGAAUUAACGACAUUAUAUUGCGAGCGCUAUGCAAUGCCGGCAUUGAAUCGUACCCGGAGCCUAUUGGCUUUGUGCGCGAAAAUGGUAAGCGUCCGGAUGGAGCUACGCGCUGGAAAUGGUAUCGCGGACAGCCUUUAGUAUGGGACGUGACCUGUAGAGACACGAUGGCAGAUUCGUACAUCGACGCGACCUCAAAGUGCGCUGGCGCUGCUGCCGAACGGGCUUUCACUGAGAAGAUGGGGAAGUAUAAGUCUCUUACGGAUCGCUGUUAUUUUGUCCCAGUUGCAUGCGAGACAUUUGGAACUUUUUGUGAGGAAACAAUUGUCUUGUUAAAGGAGAUUGGUAAGAAACUGUUUAUGAGGACCGGCGAGAUUCGUUCUACCUGUUUUUUGUUUCAACGUUUAAGCUUGGAAAUAAUGCGUGGCAAUGCUAUGAGUGUUUUGUGUACAGUCCCAUCUCAUGUUAAUUGGGACAAAUUCUUUAUUUGAGUGAUUUUUAUUGAGCGAAGCUCGCCAUGGUACAUAAAUUACUUAACUCGGAUUUUCACAAUACUCGUAUUUCUAUAUUAUACUGUUGAAAUUCCAUUUCCAAGUAACAAUCCCAAUUAAAAGUAUAGCAGUUCCAAUGAAAACCGUUGCCCCGAGACACUUCGCCGAAUUUAUUGUAAACGUGUCUCACAAUGCUCCUGUCAUCAUGGUGUAUAUGCAAAAACAAAAGCGCACUUUGCGCAUAGCGUGAGUGUUCAUCGAGCCCCUUUCGGCUUUCUCCUUAUCCCAACCCUACCCCAUGCCACUAAACAGAAUUAACAGGAGUAAAAUAGGUGCGCAACGGUUGAGCAGGGUCAGCACAGAGCAAAAGUGGUGUAAAAAGAUGUGAACGGUGUGAUCGCUUAAAUUAAGACAACAGUAUAUA